Molecule: messenger RNA, 691 nt
Organism: Phalaenopsis equestris
Lineage: Eukaryota; Viridiplantae; Streptophyta; Magnoliopsida; Asparagales; Orchidaceae
Product: glycine cleavage system H protein 2, mitochondrial
Exons: 4
Coding region: 167-634 (155 amino acids)
Biological process (GO): protein lipoylation; glycine decarboxylation via glycine cleavage system
Cellular component (GO): cytoplasm; mitochondrion; glycine cleavage complex
Source: RefSeq, a predicted model, not a curated record
UGGUCUUACUAAGAAGUCCGAGGCCAUCUCCAAGUCUGUUAGCAAUUACCAACCCCGGCACAAUAUAGACAGGACACAUCUUCCGGAUCUGAGCGGAACAAGUUGAGAACGACGUCGCUUUGUCUGCGGUGGUUGGCAUUUGCAGCUGUCUGUGAACUCUGAAGUCAUGGCGUCCAGGAUGCUUUGGGCGUCUAGAGCCGCCUGCCAUCUGAGGAUCUCCCUCUUUCGGAGGGGCUUCGCCUCUGUUAUAGAGCACUUCAAGUAUGCCGAUUCUCAUGAGUGGGCUGAUGUUGAUGGUACUUAUGCUAAAAUAGGGAUAACAGAUCAUGCACAGGACCACUUAGGUGACGUUGUUUACGUUGAGCUGCCAGAAGUUGGUGCUACUGUGACAAAGGGAAAGAAUUUUGGUGCUGUUGAGAGUGUCAAGGCAACUAGUGAUGUCUAUGCCCCUGUAUCUGGCGAUAUUGUUGAAGUGAACACCAAAUUAAGUGAUUCUCCUGGUUUGAUUAAUGCCAGCCCCUAUAAAGAUGGAUGGAUAAUAAAAGUCCAGAUAAGCGACUCAACUGAGCUGAAGUCCUUAAUGGACUCUGAACAGUACACAAAUUUCUGUGAAGAAGAAGAUGCAAAACACUGAAGCAGCAAUCAUUUUGACUUUCAUUUUCAAAAUUGUUGCCCAGCAUAGUUUAAAUUU